AUGGCUUGGGGAGAUGAUGCUUCUCUUGGAUGUAAUAUGAGACAUGGACCAGUGCCGUGGGUGAACAUCGUUAAUGAUAAAAUUCCUCCAACACUUCCCAUUCCAAAAGAAAAAUUCCCUGCAGUUAAAUGGAAACCUGAUGCUACUCAUGCGUUUGAAUAUCAUUGUGAAUUUUGUCCGAAAAACUAUCCAAAUGAUUACCAAAACAAUUUUAUUAAGGAGCUACAAACUGAAUAUGAUGAUGUUGAAAUGAAUAUUUCUAUUUGGGAUGGCACAGAAUUUAAAAAACUCAAGAGAAAGCAUAGAGGCAAGCCAAGAGUAUUGAAUAACAUUCUUUUUGUAUGGCCAGAUAAAAAUGGUAAUGUUCCUCUUGCAAAUCUAUUAAAUUCAGGAAUAGACAACAUUGGAGAGUCUCUUUGUAUUGUAGAAUGUACUGAUCAAACAUGCCCUGACCCGAAUUGCCCUUAUAAAAUUACCAAAAAUCUUGUUAGUCCAAAAGUAUCACUAGCAUUUUUCCCUGAUAAAGAAUGGAGCGUGAUUGCUGAAGAAUUCAUUAAAUCAGAUAAGUUACUUUUCCUUUAUCAAGGUGAUACUUUUAAUGAAGACAACAAGAGCUAUGAUGAUAAUUAUACUUUUCAAUACUAUAUUGGAAACUCUAAUCCAGUUAGCAUAGAUGCAUCAAGAACUUGUAAUGCGUCAAGAUUUAUUAACCAUGCAUGCUAUGAUGAAAUACAAAGAUUCCCUCAACCUAAUUGUACUGCUUUUAAUAUAACAUCAGCAACAUAUGAUUUCAGAAUUGCAAUCUUCUCGGCAAGGGAUAUUUAUCCUGGAGAAGAAUUAACAUUAAAUUAUAAAAAUGUCAUGAAAGAUAAAAUAUGCAGUUGCAACAGAUGUAAACAACAAAGGAAUAAAAAUGUUUAA
This is a messenger RNA of Trichomonas vaginalis G3, 921 nucleotides long. RefSeq names its product uterine gland development protein family. NCBI's taxonomy places the organism in Eukaryota, Parabasalia, Trichomonadida, Trichomonadidae. Gene Ontology annotation, molecular function: protein binding. The transcript has a single exon. The record is from RefSeq and is a predicted model, not a curated record. The coding region runs from base 1 to 921 and encodes 306 amino acids.